Messenger RNA from Adineta ricciae, 456 nucleotides. The record is from the annotation of a GenBank genome assembly. Lineage: Eukaryota; Metazoa; Rotifera; Eurotatoria; Adinetida; Adinetidae.
AUGGCAGAGAAGGAUAAUCAACAAAUUAGACGCCAUUCAACUCGAAAAGGUCGUACACAAGCACCACCAUCGUUUUUUCAACCGCGAAAAUCUUUAUCAUCGCCGAGCAGUCCGAUUGAUAAAGAAAAUCUGCGAGGUAACUCAUCUCGUGGUCGUCAAUUAUGGAAUCUUGCUGUGGAAAGUGUCCUUGAACAUGAGAAUAGCACUAAUCCGUCGUCAAUAUCAGUGAAUUCAUCUGCAAGUGGAAAUCAACCUAUUGGAUGGUAUAAUUUAACCAAGCGUCCGAUUGAUAAAGAAAAUCUGCGAGGUAACUCAUCUCGUGGUCGUCAAUUAUGGAAUCUUGCUGUGGAAAGUGUCCUUGAACAUGAGAAUAGCACUAAUCCGUCGUCAAUAUCAGUGAAUUCAUCUGCAAGUGGAAAUCAACCUAUUGGAUGGUAUAAUUUAACCAAGCGGUAA